AUCGAUGAUCACCGGUCUCAAAUCAAGCCCGUGUUCCAUAUGUAGAGAAUGGCUAUAAAUGGAAGACUAUAAAAGAUCUAGGCUGCAUUCCAGUACUGCUUUUAACAUCUUUCCUUGUCUGGUUGCCCUCCUUUUCUUUCUCCAUUGGCAGUUGUCCAUCUUGAGGGCUGUUAUGUUACUUCUUUGAAUUGAAGAGUGUUAGAUGAUUAUUUCUGCCAUAAGUAGUGAUUUUUUUUUUUUUGUCAAGCAGUCAUCUUUAUUAGGGCCUCAGUAGCACAGCUUACCCAGAAGGGUUUACUGUACAUGCGUAUAAGGCUGAUUAUGAACAAAACUUUUUUCCCCUUCCCCUCAUUUUUUCCCCCUUCUGACAUUUGUACAUGACAUGCUAACGGAACUGUGCUACUCAAUACUGCUGGCAAGAUUCUUAGAGCUAGCAAGCUAGCAAUCCAAUCUAGCACCGUACAUACGUAGUCAAGCAAAGAAAACAACUAUACAACUAUAACUAUACUAUACUAUACCAUACCGGCGGCAUGGUAAGCUCAGAUACUGUCUGUCUGGAGUUUAACUCUCAGUGUCUGCAUGGGUUUCCCCAGGGUUCUCCAGUUUCCUCCCACCUUCCAAAAACAUGUCAGUAGGAGGACUGGCUAUGCUAAAUAACGCCAGUGUGAGAAGGAGUGUGCAAAUGUGUGUGCAUGGACAUCCCAUCCACGGACUAUUCCUUCCUCAGUCUCAGCGUUCCUGGGAUAAGCUCCGGAUCCAUAACCAUAACCCUGACCAGGAAAAGGCAAUUACUGAAUCAGUGAAUAAAAAAUUGGAUACCCAAACCCACUACUUAGCACACAAGUGAAUGAGCAAGCCCAUUUGUUUUUCUAAGUCUGUUAGGACAUCACAUCAGCUGUUGAACGGUACUGCUCCUUGUGCUGGUGCUGCAAGUGCACACUGGUGUUAGGUAGACUGAAUGCAAUUCAGCAAGCUCUUGUCUCUCCAGGAUGGGUGAGUUAGUGUUAACUUGGUAAUGUUGCUCGUGUUUAGACAGGAAGUGAGUGAUGUGACAACACACCACCUACGCACCAUUCGGUGACUCAGAGAGAAAAUGUGGUUUGUUCACUCUCCUGUAGUGUGCAAUUCUUGGCGGUGUUGUGUUCAGUAGCUCCAGGCCAUCUCGUUAGAUCAUCUCUUCAUCUCACUGCUGAUCUGUGUACACAUUUGGAUGAAAACGGAACCCAUCCUAUGCUCAGGGCUCAUCUUGAUUGCAGAAAGCGCUGUGAUGCGAUUCUUGCUCUGCGUAUGACUGGACGCCAGCAGCUGUGUUUCAUUUUGCUGAGUUCUACAAGAGGGUUUCGUUAUCAAAGAGGGUACCUAGUAGAACCUGUGUAGGAGCCUAAGAACCCUCCAAAGAACUCUUACAAAUCGUCUUAAAGUGCAACCUGCAGAGUCACAGCACCUGAAAAGGCCAAAUAUGGAAUAGGCCAAAUAAAGAGUCCUCAUUGAUGCUGUCUUGAAAAAGCAGGACACUAUGCUCAGAGCAGUGCAGGACAUUGCAGCAAUGAGUGACAUGAGUAAGUUUACAGCAAAUAUGCCAAUCACUGCAAAAUGUGAAAAGGUGUAAAUAAAGCUUGCUAAAUGGAUGGAAUUAAAUGGAUGGCUGUAUUUCUCCUGUUUAUGCCAGAAACCUCUGCUUUACAGACCUCCAUGAUGAGACACUGACGUACAGUUAGGGCUGGAGGAGGAAUGUGCUCUGAUGUAUUCGGGAUGAGCCGGAUGAUGGCAAGCAGCACACAAGGGAGUAUACCUCUCAUUGUAGGCUGAGAUAUACCAGAUCUGUCACUUAUCUCUCUUUGAAAUGUGCCAGUAGCAAGAAAUCAAAGCAUAGACAAAAUUUGGACAUGCACAGGAAUGGCACAGGAUCUUUUUGUCAGCUGAAUUAGUGCUGGCUCUAAAGUGUUGCGCAGCAGUAAAAGACGAUGCCAUGGCAAACGAAACCGAUUUAUAAGCCAGCCUCGGCUUACGUCUACCAUUUGCCCAGACCAGCCCAUUCUCCAUUUAUACAGAGGUAUUUUUUCUAGCCUAGUCUAGACUAGUCUUAUUUGUCUUAAAAUGGAUUUGGGUUGACUUGCUGUCUUUAUUAUUUAUAUUUAAUAUAUCUUUAAUGCAAUUAAUAUGAAACGACAGGUUUAAAAAAAUAUUAAACUUGUGCGUGUAAUGGAAAUAGAUAAGCGUAAUCCGUAUAUUAACAUAUGAACAAUUGAGGUUUACGUCAUUCUUCUUAUACAUAUAUUUACACACACUCAGGAGCACAAGUAGAAUAUGAACGUUUUCUGAAUUUACAAAUUUUCAUGAACACCAAAUGUCUUGGGUAAAUUAUCAUACAAACGAUUUACAACUCAAUCCAUUCAUAUCCAGCUUGAUUAAACGAGGCCCAUUGUUUUGUUCCAUGUGUUCACCAUUUAGUGGUAGCCUGGUGUGAUUUGUAUCCCCCUUCUGGUUUUCCACCCUCUAGCCUUUGAUAAGGUGGUUAAAAAAUGUGAAUUAAAAAUUCAGUUGGUCAUUAGAAGUGGGAAUAAAUAAUUCUCCAUAAUUUUAUUGUCAUUUUUAUUACAUCUGUGUCAUUAUUUAAGCAAGCAUUUUGGUCUGGCUGAUUUAUUGCUUGGCUUGGGUAAUUUUUGUUACUUUUGCCUCAAUCCAGGAGGUUGAGACAUAGUUGCAGCUAACCUCCAAAUAGGCAUCCAAAUCAAGAAUGAGAAACAAAAACACAAAAUCUAUAUUUGCAACUCACUUGGCAAUAUGCUGAACCAUGAAGAUGGGCAGUGAUUCAUGCACACUCAGAAAACGAUGAUGGUGGUCCAUUCCAGCUGUAAUGGGAUGAUGGACAAUUUGCACCCCCACACUGUCCUUUCUCGGCUCAGUGAACAACGCUCACUUGGCCUGUUCUGUGAUGUUACCAUUGUUGUGGAGGACAUCAAAUUCCGUGCUCACAGAAAUGUCUUGGCUGCAACUAGUGGAUAUUUCCACAAUGCUUUCGCAGCCUCUGAGACUUGCGGUUCCAGCCAGGUGCUGGAAAUUCCAGAUCUGAAGUCAGAGGUGUUUGCCAUCAUCCUUAAUUUCAUUUACUCCUCCAAAGUGGAUUUAGCAAGUAAAGGGGACAACAAGUCCUUAAUAGCUGCAGGGAAAAAGUUAGGGAUCCCCUUUCUGGAGAAGCUUCUUGAGACUGAAAGACAAGACUCUGGAAUGGCACAAAGCCAAGCUUUUUCUAAAUCAGAAAGUUCAACCAAUCAGACAAAACUGUCUGUUUGCAGCACUUUGAAGAAAGAGGCACCACGGCUUGAGGAGCAAGAGUGCUCCAAAGGUCCACGAAUAACUAAUGCUUUCUCCAUCACAGAAGUGCCAGAAGUUAACAACCCAUUUACUUCAGUGGACUCACAUAGUAAUGGCCACCAAUCACCAGACAUGGCUCAAAAACCACUAUCAGGAACACCAUCUGUCGAAAGUGAUUCUGUUGACGCCAUGUUUGAGCACUCGUAUGCUGUAAGCCAAGGCCAUCAAACUUCUGAGGUAAAAGAGAAGGUGCAACAAUAUGAUAAAGAGGUCAUAAAGCCUGUAGUGCUACCUUGCAAGACUCUAACCAAUCAUAGGCUUGGUCCCAUUAAAAAGCGCCAUCGACUUUGUAAAGUUUUGGCACCCAUAUCCAAUGAAACUAGUGAAUUUGUUCAGAGUCCUGUUAGCAGUUCUGUUGUACAAAAUGGUCCCCCUGACUCCACAUCUAUGCUGCAGUCUUCAAGCUCAAAUUCAGCCUUGUGUUCUGCCCCAGACUUGUUGCCUCCACCUGAGAUUUUGCCCCCACAGGAUGAUGAUCCGCCUUCCUUAAUUCCCGAAGAUGUACCAACAUCUACAACUUACCGCUGCCAGCAAUGUCCUGAGGCCUUCAGCAGUUCAUCACUUCUUGCUGUCCAUAUGCAAAGCCACAAGAGAAGAUUUGUCAGUCAUCUGUUUUGCAAGUACUGCCAUAAAAAGUUCAUGCACUUGAAACGAUUGCGCAAUCACGAACAAGUGUGUGUGAAAGGUCUACCACAGCUGGAGCCAAAUGGCAAAGAGGCUUCAGGCAGUCUAGACUCAAGUAUCACACCCAUCCUAGAUGAUACAUCUUUCCCAAGUUCUGAUCUUCAGGAUCCUCCAAAACUUGAUAGUACAUUAUCAGGCCCCUUGGAAGCACUUCAAGAAGGCGUUACCAAAUCAAGCAGUCAGCGGGCUUAUAAAUGCAGUGUGUGCAAGCGAGCCUACGUAACACUGUCUAGCUUAAAAAGACAUGAGAAUGUGCAUUCAUGGCAAAGAGCCUAUCCUUGUCACUAUUGCAAUAAAGUUUUUGCUUUGGCAGAAUACCGUACCAAACAUGAGAUCUGGCACACAGGAGAGCGGCGCUAUCAGUGCAUCUUCUGCUUGGAGACCUUCUUGACUUACUACAUCCUCAAAAACCAUCAGAAGUCAUUCCAUGGCAUUGAUCCACGUCUGGCAGUGAAUAAAAAAUCUGCUAAUGGUGGUUUCAAGGGAAGUGUAUACCCCAUAAAGCUCUACAGACUUUUACCAAUGAAGUUCAAGAAGAAAAGGUACAAGAGUUACAGUCAGACUUACUCUGAAGUCAUGGGCAACCACGAGCAUUCUUUCACUGCCCCACUAGAUGCUAAUUCACAAGCUGCUCCACUUAAAGGCACAGCUCCUGUUCGUAACACAGAGGGUGCCACUAGUGGUCAAUCAUUAUUCUCAAUGCCUGUGACCUUUAUGGCAACUCCAAAAAUGGUGGCUUCGGAAAUGCCUCACAUUACCUUUGACCAGCCACGUGACCAACGUGUAGAAACUCCUUUGCCUUCUGAUAAGAAUUUGUCUCACCUCGAAGAGAAAGGCUUUAACCCCACUAAUACCCAUAGUGGACUGACAGGCUUUCAGGCCACUGUGUCACCUGUUUUUGGAGGUGGAUACACCCCGUCUUUGACAGUAGAGGAAAACACAAGGUCCUCUACGAUAAUGCCCAGAAAUGACUCAUCUCCCACGCAAUGCAGUAGUAACACAAGCAGAGAUGUUCUACCAUUCCUCAACAUACCACCUGUGUGCUCAUUUGAGGGACUGAGUAAGCUUAGUGAAUUAUCAGCUGCUGCACAAACUAUUGAAGUAAUGGCUAAUCAACUACUUCAGCCACAGCCAGAGACCCUGACGCAGAACCUUCGCCCUGAUGGAAAGACAGAAACGUACAUUGCCAAGCCUGCUUGUCCUGGUCCAUCAGUGAACAACCAAGUCUUGCCCCUGUGCCAGAUAACUGUCAAAAUUGGCAAUGAGGCCAUUAUUCGUCGCAAGAUUAAAGGCUCAAAGCUGUUUCCAAAGAGGAAAAAGAGAAGAAACUGGAAGCAAGAUAAUGAGAAAGGUAACAUGGCAGAGGAUGGUAUAGGAUUCCCAAACCUGCGCUUACGGACAGAAGUUUCAAGCUCACUCACAGAAGAUGAGCCAUACGAUGACGUGAAUGAUCCUGAAAAUGACAAAUUGUGGCGUCCUUAUUACACAUACAAACCUAAAAAGAAGGGCAAAAGAUUCAGAUCCAAGCGGAAAAGGUUAAAGGCUGCUCAGUACUAUACAAAGCCACUGUCUCCUGAACCAGAUGAUGACUUCAUGGAAAUGGAUUGUGGUCUAGAUGAAAGAGUCGCAGCAGAGGGAUCUGAGUCUAGGAUGGAGCUAAGGAGUCAAAGUCCAAAAGAGAAUUUUACCUGCCGUUGCUGUAGCAGCUCCUUCUCGACUUCAGCCUCCCUCAGCAUGCAUAUCGUCAACUGCCAUCAGCCUUGCUGCAAGAUUUGUGGUAAGCAGUGUCCUCUCGAAGAGCUUCCCAAUGCAGAUGUCCCGUUCACCGAGGAUUUUGCCUGCCAAAGUUGCACCGAGGAUGGCUCAUGCUUUAACUCGACAGUGAUGACUCGUAGCCUGAGUAGUGAAAAACGCUACCGCUGCUCAUACUGCCCACAGCGGUUCCUCUACCUUGCCACCAAAAAGAGCCAUGAAGCAAAACAUCUUGAAAGGUUCAGUACAGAACAUAGCUGUCGGUACUGCCCUAAAGUGUGCAAGUCUGCAAUGCUGCUGGGCAUGCAUGAGAGCAAGCACUUCAAUAAGGUAAAAGAGACAGAAAAUAGUGAGAUAAAGGCAAUUACAAGAUUGCCUGCGUCAGAGAGCAAGGAACAACCGAAAAUUGAACCUUGGGCAAGUCCUAAAAUCUGCUUACCACUCAGCCCUAAAACUGAGGAGGCACUAGAUAUGGAUACUAAGGGAAUUUAUCCCCAAAUCCCUCAACUCCACAAAAAGACAUCCCUUUUGUUGUCCUGUAAAUCAGACAGGACUUUGUCUCCAUUUCAUCCAGAGAUACAGAGAAGAAAAUCUAAGAAGAAAAGCUUUGUGGAAUUUUCUAAAGACUCCACUCUGGGGUUUGAGACUCAAGUGCAAAAGGGCCAUCUGCCUAAAAGUUUAACAAACAACCAUCUCAACACAUCCAAUCUCUAUACAACACGUCUGACAAGAAUGCCUGCUAUUAAGGGAGCUUCCCUGCAGUCAUCCAAGUCAGAGUGGCAUUUGUGUAAAGAAGAACCUGUUUUUUACACCCACAACUGAUUCUGAAGGAAGAAGAUGCAGAAAAUGAGAUUACACAGUAAACAUUAAUGAGUGAAGUAUGAAGAUGCACAUUUGAACCUGUGUGACAGAAAUGAAAGUUGUUAUAGUCACUUUACAAUGGUGUAAAUAUAAAGUAUUUUUAUUUGUUUUCUGCAAAAUACUGUUGGUAGUUUUUUAUGUUUUUUCUAUGAGAGGAGAAAAUUAUUUUUGUAUGUUUUCAUUUGCCUCCCUGGAUCAAGUGGAUGUGUCAUUGCUUAUCAGAUGCUUAACAGAAGCAGGACUUAAUCACAUUUUAAAGACUCAAUUUAAAUGUUCUCCAUCAUAUUCAUAUUAUUUGUUAGAUGCACUUGAGGAUGAUUGAUUAAUUUUUCAUUCAUUUUGAACUACUCUUUUAGGUGAAUUGGGCAAAUUGUUUGACAAGCAUGGAAAUACUAGAAGGUAGGUGUCACUGUAACUGCCGUAACUUGCAAAUCGAAUAAAGGUAGUGUUUGAUUUAUAGUUAGUGUUUGAUUUAAUUAAAAAAAGGUAGUUCAAAAGGAAUUGAAGCACUAAAGUGAGUCAUUAUUGUGAAUCAAAUGAGUUGACUAUAGCAAUGUUCAAUUCAAUUCUGUAACGGUUGACUUUACAGUGACUGAUACAGUAAGUUAACCCAGAUGUCUAUGAUGCCCUCUAGUGGCUGGUUGUAUCAUUUUUAACCCUGCCCUUAUCCAUAUCAGUGAAUGGACCAAGUUACUUGUCCAGUCAGUUAUUUGGGCAGUUGUGUUCUGUAAGCUUUCCUUUCAUGUUCAUAUUUUUUUCAGUAUUUUUCUUUAUGAUGAAUACAGUUUAAUGAAGUAUUUUACAUACUGAGCGACAACAAGAACUACUGUACUUGCACCGUGGGCAUGCAGACACUUUCCCUUAUCUGGCAGACCUACAUCAUUUGACAAUAUAUGGCAUAGGAUUCCCCAAAAAAAAUUGUUUCCAGUUAUUAACAUAGUAAAAUAUUUUGCGGUUAUGUCAAAGUAUUCCAACUACUCCAAGUUACUUAUGUGGGCUGGGUCAGAAAAAUAAAGAUUCUCAAAAAAUGGGCAACCUGCGCAUGCCCAUUGAGGUUUUGAAUGUUAUAUGAAUGUGAUGGGUCUCCUUUUAUUACAGCUGCUGACCAGGUUAUUACCUAUGUAAUCUGUAAUUUCUUAUUUGGUAACAUGUUUGCAAUUUUUUUUUCUUUGUUCUAUUAUUACACUCAUGUGUGGAGGCUCCAGAAUUCAUGUACUGUACUGUUCCUGAAUCCACUGCUCCAGCAGUACAAACAGAUUUGGAAUAUGACAUGGGUGAAAAUUUUGUAUUCAAGCGUAACCUUAAGAAGUAGUUCCACCUCAUCAGUCCACACAUAUGAAUGUUUGUGUUUGUUAUUUUUUCAUUUUAGAAUUUUUGGCUAUGUUGGUGUUCUUCCUCAUUGCACCUUCUCUAAUGCUCAAUAUGCGUGCUUGUAGAGUUAUUCUUGAGGUGUUAUACAUAAGAGCAUAAGACACACUCUCACUGUGCUGGCAUGCUCAGGUCUGACUUUUCAGCUUGUUUUUGCGUUUUCAUGUGGCUAGAGAUAUUUUUGAAAACUCCUGUGGAAGGAAUUUUUUUUAACCCAGUGGAUAUACCUCUCAUCUCUGCGCAGACUCUGUUAAUGAAAUGAAUCUCUAAGUUACAUCACAUUAAUUAAAACUCAUUUGAUUCCCUUUUAUGUUAAUCUUUGUCAUAAUCACUAGAAAUGUGUCAUAACGCAGUCAAUACGCACAGCUUCUAUGCCACCAACAUAUCUGUAGCAUUUAUUGGUAAAGCUCAAUUCACAAUUCCUACUCUCAUCUGAGCUUGAUUUGGAGAAGGGUAUUAAAAAAGUGUUUAUUUCCAGUUAUUAUCAUUGUAAAAUAUUUAGCCUCUAUGACAACUCUAUCUUUCUCUUCUGAAUAACAGCAAUGUCACCGAUCGCUAUAGGACCAAUGUUCUAAUUGUUCACGUAAAUGCUCCUAUGAAGGAUGCGCAAUAAAUAUUAUUAAUUGCAAUAAA
Messenger RNA from Pangasianodon hypophthalmus (striped catfish), 8673 nucleotides. RefSeq names its product zinc finger and BTB domain containing 38 (gene zbtb38). The coding region runs from base 2815 to 6633 and encodes 1272 amino acids. The transcript is spliced from 5 exons. Gene Ontology annotation, molecular function: protein binding. Gene Ontology annotation, biological process: negative regulation of transcription by RNA polymerase II; regulation of immune system process; regulation of cytokine production. Lineage: Eukaryota; Metazoa; Chordata; Actinopteri; Siluriformes; Pangasiidae. The record is from RefSeq and is a predicted model, not a curated record.